Molecule: messenger RNA, 2990 nt
Organism: Verticillium dahliae VdLs.17
Lineage: Eukaryota; Fungi; Ascomycota; Sordariomycetes; Glomerellales; Plectosphaerellaceae
Product: plasma membrane ATPase
Exons: 4
Coding region: 330-2990 (886 amino acids)
Biological process (GO): regulation of intracellular pH; proton export across plasma membrane
Cellular component (GO): plasma membrane
Molecular function (GO): P-type proton-exporting transporter activity; ATP hydrolysis activity; ATP binding
Source: RefSeq, a predicted model, not a curated record
CACCCACGAAGGCUUCCUUUACGUUUGCUCUUCACAUUCGUGCGGUGAUAGACCUCUCCCCCACUCUUCGUUCGUCGCCUCGACACUCUCCACUCCCCACCCAGCGCGUGUUGUUGUUCGCAACAAACCUAGCAAUCUCCGAAUAUUCCUAGGCCCUGCUCGCAAGCUCAGCCCUCGAACCUUAAGAACCUGUUUCGAUCCACCGGACCUACUACAAAUACCUAGAGUCCCCCACCACCAAAGCGUUUGAGCUUUUCGAGUCUACUCCCCCUACACUGCAUUCGACCACCUCAUUGCUAUAGACGCAUACAACCGCGAAAUCUUUCGCCAUGGCCGAGUCGAACUCAGCCGCCGCUCCGGCGCUCAACACUCCCAUCGAGUCCCACCGCUUUGAGGAGAAGGACCGUCCUCUCGACACCGGUGUCGACGCUCCCGUCAAGCCCAAGGUCGAGGAGGAGGAGGACGAAGAUGAGGACAUCGACGCCCUGAUCGAGGACCUCGAGUCCCAGGACGGUCACAUCGAGGAGGACGAGGAAGAGGAAACCGCCGUUGGUGGUGCCCGCGUCAUUCCUGAGGACCAGUUGGCUACCGACACCCGUCUUGGUCUCACCGAGGCUGAGGUCCUCAACCGUCGCCGCAAGUACGGUGCCAACCAGAUGAAGGAGGAGAAGGAGAACCUCAUCCUCAAGUUUUUCGUCAUGGAAAGCCGCUGCCCGUCCUCCGCUGCUGGUCUCGAGGAUUGGGUUGAUUUCGGUGUCAUUAUCGCUCUUCUCCUGCUUAACGCCGUCGUUGGUUUCUACCAAGAAUUCCAGGCCGGCAGCAUUGUCGACGAACUCAAGAAGACUCUUGCCCUGAAGGCUGUCGUCCUCCGUGACGGUCAGCUCAAGGAGGUUGAGGCCCACGAGGUUGUCCCUGGUGACAUCCUCCAGGUUGAGGAUGGUACCAUCAUUCCCGCCGACGGUCGCAUUGUCACGGACGAUGCCUUCCUUCAGGUUGACCAGUCUGCCAUCACUGGCGAGUCCCUCGCUGUCGACAAGCACAAGGGCGACAACUGCUACGCUUCCUCUGCUGUCAAGCGUGGUGAGGCUUUCAUUGUCAUCACUGCCACCGGUGACUCCACCUUCGUCGGUCGCGCCGCUGCCCUUGUCAACGCUGCCUCCGCCGGUACUGGUCACUUCACUGAGGUCCUCAACGGCAUUGGUACUGUUCUCUUGAUCCUCGUCGUUGCCACCCUUCUCAUCGUCUGGGUUUCUGGCUUCUACCGCUCCAACGACAUUGUUGAGAUCCUUCGCUUCACCCUCGCUAUUCUCAUCGUCGGUGUCCCCGUCGGUCUUCCCGCUGUCGUUACCACCACCAUGGCUGUCGGUGCCGCCUACCUCGCCAAGAAGAAGGCCAUCGUCCAGAAGCUGUCCGCCAUUGAGUCCCUGGCUGGUGUCGAGAUUCUCUGCUCUGACAAGACCGGUACCCUGACCAAGAACAAGCUCUCUCUCGCUGAGCCCUACACCGUUGCUGGCGUCGAGCCCGAUGACCUCAUGCUCACUGCCUGCUUGGCCGCUUCCCGCAAGAAGAAGGGUAUUGAUGCCAUUGACAAGGCUUUCCUCAAGUCCCUCCGCUACUACCCCCGCGCCAAGUCUGUUCUCUCUAAGUACUCCGUCCUCGAGUUCUUCCCCUUCGACCCCGUCUCCAAGAAGGUCACCGCCGUUGUCCAGUCUCCCCAGGGUGAGCGCAUCACCUGCGUGAAGGGCGCCCCUCUCUUCGUUCUCAAGACUGUUGAGGAGGACCACCCUCUUGACCCCGAGAUCGAUAUGGCCUACAAGAACAAGGUUGCUGAGUUCGCUACCCGUGGUUUCCGUUCGCUCGGUGUCGCCCGCAAGCGUGGUGAGGGCAACUGGGAGAUUCUCGGCAUCAUGCCCUGCUCUGACCCCCCUCGUCACGACACUGCCCGCACCGUCAACGAGGCCAAGAACCUUGGUCUUUCCGUCAAGAUGCUUACUGGUGACGCCGUCGGCAUUGCCCGUGAGACUUCCCGCCAGCUCGGUCUCGGUACCAACAUCUUCAACGCUGACCGUCUCGGUCUCGGUGGCGGUGGUGACAUGCCCGGCUCUGAGGUCUACGAUUUCGUUGAGGCUGCCGAUGGUUUCGCCGAGGUCUUCCCCCAGCACAAGUACAACGUCGUCGAGAUUCUCCAGCAGCGUGGCUACCUCGUUGCCAUGACUGGUGACGGUGUCAAUGAUGCUCCCUCCCUGAAGAAGGCCGAUACUGGUAUUGGUAUGUUUGAUGUUCCUCGCUCUUCCACAGUCUCGAUCCUGCCGCUAACGCGGUCCCAGCUGUCGAAGCUGUACCUCGGUCUCUGGAUUGCCAUCCUCAACCGUUCGCUGAACAUUGAGCUCGUUGUCUUCAUCGCCAUUUUCGCUGAUAUCGCCACCCUGGCCAUCGCCUACGACAACGCUCCUUACAGCAAGGCCCCCGUCAAGUGGAACCUGCCCAAGCUUUGGGGAAUCUCUGUCAUCCUCGGCAUUGUCCUCGCCAUCGGCACCUGGAUCACCGUUACCACCAUGUACGCCCACGGCCCCAACGGUGGUAUCGUCCAGAACUUCGGUAACCUGGACGAGGUUGUCUUCCUCCAGGUCUCUCUGACUGAGAACUGGCUGAUCUUCAUCACUCGUGCCAACGGUCCCUUCUGGUCUUCCAUCCCCUCGUGGCAGCUGUCCGGUGCUAUCUUCAUCGUCGACAUCCUCGCCACCCUCUUCUGUAUCUUUGGUUGGUUCGAGCACGGCCAGACCAGCAUUGUCGCCGUUGUCCGUAUCUGGAUCUUCUCCUUCGGUGUCUUCUGCGUCUGCGCCGGUGUCUACUACAUCCUCCAGGACAACGCCGGCUUCGACAACAUGAUGCACGGCAAGUCCCCCAAGGGCUCCCAGAAGCAGCGCUCGCUCGAGGACUUUGUUGUCUCUCUGCAGCGCGUCUCCACCCAGCACGAGAAGUCGCAGUAA